GGCUCCAAACUGGGGGGGAGCUUCCAGGCAAGAGCUGAUUUCCAUUUCAAACUGCAUUCUGGUACUUUGUACUCCAGCACCAUUGGCCGAUCAAUAUUUAAUGCUUGGAGAUUCUGACUCUGCAGGAGUCAUGUCAGGGGACCCUGAGAGCCAAUCUGCUUGAGCUUCUGCGUGAUAAUUAUUCAUGGGCUCCUGCCUCUCGCUCUUUCUCUAGCACGGUCCCACUCUGCAGACUCAGUGCCUUACUCAGACUCCUCUCUCGCUCUCUCCGCGGCUACAGCUGGACCCUUCUCCUUCGCCUUUGCCACCGCUCCGAGCGUGCACAUCCCUACAAUGGCUAAAACAGCAAUGGCCUACAAGGAAAAAAUGAAGGAGCUGUCUAUGCUGUCACUGAUCUGCUCCUGCUUCUACCCGGAGCCUCGCAACAUCAACAUCUACACCUACGAUGACAUGGAGGUGAAGCAGAUCAACAAGCGUGCUUCCGGCCAGGCUUUCGAGCUGAUCUUAAAGCCCCCGUCUCCCAUCUCGGAAGCUCCACGAACUCUAGCUUCUCCAAAGAAGAAAGACCUGUCUCUGGAGGAGAUCCAGAAAAAGCUGGAGGCUGCAGAGGGGCGAAGGAAGUCUCAGGAGGCCCAGGUGCUGAAGCAGUUGGCAGAGAAGAGGGAGCACGAGCGAGAAGUCCUCCAGAAGGCUUUGGAGGAGAAUAACAACUUCAGCAAGAUGGCGGAGGAGAAGCUGAUCCUGAAAAUGGAACAAAUUAAGGAAAACCGUGAGGCUAAUCUAGCUGCUAUCAUUGAACGUCUGCAGGAAAAGGUAAGAGCAGCAGAGGGCAGAGCAGGGGAUGUUAUCAGCGCUGGAACCCUUGUCAAACACUCCACCACACGGUGGACUUAGGAAGGCUAGUUUCAAAUGUGUAUGUCACCUGUACAAAUCGUUGUGUUGGAAAAGUAGAAACCCGUACAUAUUUAAUAUUUGCCUGAUUAUAUUAAUACUAUAACACAAUACUUAAUAUAAAAUUAACAAAUAUUAUUUCUUUAAAGAAGUAUGUAUUUAAUACAGAAACUAAAUUUAAAAUAUAUAUUUAUCAGAAGCCCAUUCUCUAUGGAACAAAAUCUACAAGGAAAUCUGGAGCAUGGGAAGCAUAGCUGAGAAACUAUUGUUUCGCCAUGUUCUGAAGUCCUCAGGUCUUUCUCAUUAACUCUGUACGUGUGUGUGUGUGUGUGUGUGUGUGUGUGUGUGUGUGUGUGUGUGUUUGUGUGUGUGUUUGUGUGUGUGUUUGUGUGUGUGUGUUUGUGUGUGUGUUUGUGUGUGUGUGUUUGUGUGUGUGUGUGUUUGUGUGUGUGUGUGUGUGUGAAUGCACGCGCCUGCCUUUGAAAAAAAUCACAUCGCAGCUAUGAGUAGUUUUGCUUUGUCCAUCUCCAGAAAUUGGAUUAAGCUUGAAAACUAGGAACUCUGAAAAGAUGCAUCUGUACAUCUCAUAUACAUCUCACCAUCCCUGCCUGCUCUCAUGGCUCUUUUACCUCAGGCACUGCAGGCUCGAAAGACACUGCCAUCGUCUCCUAAGUACUGAGAGUUUACACUCAAACUCAUAAUCCUCCUGCCUCAGACUCAGAGCUCAGAUCGCAGGCGUAAACCACAGUUCCCAGCUACAGUCUUUUAAAAAUAGUAUUUCCCAGAGGUCCUUUAGACGGAAUGUGUUCUUCCUGAGUUUUUUGAGAUCUCUACCCAGAAAAUGCUGUAGGCUCCAAUACAGAAAGUAAAACACUGAGGCCCUCAAAGAUGUGGGAACACAUCCUAGGGAUUUGGGCUUUAGAUUAACUUUUUAAACUUUAUAAGCAGGUGUGCCCUUGCUCCUCCGAACAACACCCUGUUUCUCCACAGCUCACAUGUGGUGGCACAAAAGCAGGUGCUUCCCUGAGAUCCAGGACACCCAAGUUCCCUUUGACAUUAUCUCCUCUCAUCUUCCUUGGUUUACAAGUCCUUUCUGGGAGCUCCUAGCCUUCAGCUUGCAUCACAGACCCUGAAAAUAUCCAGUGCAGUUGCCAGGCAUGCACUGUGCUGAUCCCAAGCUAAGCCACCCUCACCUUGAGUAUCCACACCAUCACUGGCCAUCCAGGAGAGCCACGGGUUUUGAAGUACACGGGCAAACCUGCAGCUUGUCCCUCUUGAUGUUAUUUGUAAACUAGUUCAUAAAAUUUGCACACCUCAUAAUAGCAAAACAAAAAUCAAAGGAGUGUCCAGCAAAGCUCACACAACUGGGUUUACCUCACCAACUAGAAGUAUAGAACUUAGGAAGGAAGAGAACUGACAUCUGCAUAGUGAGCAAUUUUGUGUCUAAUAACCCAACAGACAUCAAGUAGGUGCACCGUAGCCAUUACUUUAGUGACAACAGCGGCAUACUACAUUAUUUAAUAUGAUUUAAUUUCAAGUGAAAAUAUUUUCCUUAAGAGAACAAGAUUCUUUUCCUAUGAGGCAGUCUCGAUAAUCUAUAAGCAUAGAUUUAAUCGUUAUGAAGUCACAUGUGUUGUUACCUUACAUUCUUCUCUUCUGACUUAUAUUCAUUUUCUUGUUCUGAUUCACAAGUGCCAUUGGUGUGACCAGUUACUACUGAAUGUGUCUGGUGAAUAAAUAAUGAAAGGGGAAGGGAUUAAACCCAGCCAUUAUUGAUUACUCAACGAAGGCCAGGCACUUUUGCAUGCAUUAUCACAUUUAAUCCAAUCAGCGAGGCUACCAAAAACAUAUUGUUAUUCCAUUCCACAUCUAAAGAACCUGUUCCUUAGAAAGCCUACUGCCUUGGCCAAGAUUAUAGAGCAAGUGGAAUGAAGGUUGUAGAUGUUGAUGCAAGUCUUUCCCAGACCAAAGUGUGUUCUGAGCUGAAUUUGAUAUUCUUUUUCAGUCACUGAAUAUGGCAUCAUAAGCACUAGAAGCAAUACUCCAUGCUUCCCUUGAUCCCAUGACCACCAGCAUCUUGAUGUAUAGCAGCAGGACUUUUAUGAGCUCCCCAACUCAUUUCUGACCUUUCUUUUGUACCAUUGACUCAUAACCAUUAAUAAGAAGAAAAGAAGCUGACAAUGCUGACGUCACCUUGCAUUUUAAUUAACUUAGAAAAUGUGAUUUCAUAAAAUUAUUACCACAGGUCAUUUAAUUCCUAUCCUUAUUAUAUUUGAUAUAUACAGCCAUUAAAAGAUGCAUUAAGAGAUAAAGGAAGGAAAAGAAAUUACCUCACACUUCUUGGCUUCCAAUAAGAAAUAUCUAAGUCCCAUAUUUCAGAGGACCAGAUUUCCUAAAGCCAUCUUUCAAAGAUAUCUUCUUUUAAAAGUGCUGUUUACAGUGUCAGAAUGCUACUACAUUUCCCUUGAGAAAGAAUGGCAGUAAAAAGUUGAAGAGAGUCUUGUGUAAAUUUAAAUAUGCAUGGGCCUACUACAGAUUCAGGGCCUCUAAGUAUACCUGAAAAAUUAAGUGUGAGAUCUAUAAUGAAAAAGACAUUACUAAAGAAGCAACUUUAGUAACUAGAGCACUUCAUGGAUAUUGUCUCUAGUGGAUUUCAUUGACAUCAUUCUUAGUGAACUCCAUAGACAACGUCCUUAGUGAACUCCGUAGAUAACAUCCUUAGUGAACUCCAUAGACAAUGUCCUUAGUGAACUUCACAGAUGAUGUCCUUCAUGAACUCCAUAGACAACAUCCUUAGUGAACUUCAUAGACAAUGUCCUUAGUGAACUCCAUAGUGAACUUAAUGGACUUCAUAGUCAAAGACUUGCAACUACCUUUGAAGCUCUCAGCUGAACUUUUCUGGUCAUUUAGCAAUUCUCUGACCAGGACCACAACCUGGUAACAUUACUGUGCAGGCCGACUCUAGCUUCUCCAACACUUUCAUUUAAAGUCACAUCAACACAUCAAGAGUAUACAUUUCACACUGUGGAUGUAAAGUGUCCAAAUAGCAGAUCAACCAAAUUUCCUGGAAAGGCUUUCUUAGAAACUCAGAAGGCUUACCCGAAUUUCCUUUUAAAGUUACCUCCAUCUCAGAUGAAGUCUUUGAUUGCCUUUUGCAAGACCGUAGCUUUACCAAUUUGAGUUAGAAGUAAAGUCCGAAGUAGACUGACAGUGCCAAUUUUCGUGCUCAGUCUGGCGGAGUUGCUGUUCCUACUUGAAGCUCCGUUGUCUUCCAGUGCAGGGAAGGUGUUGGCAUCCUCCCAGUUUUCAUACAAGUCCAGCUCUCACUAAUGACUCUCUAUCUGCAGAAAGGGACGCCACUACAGCUUUGCCUUGCAAUGACUGAACAAAAGAAAACUCAGCAGCAUCUGUUCUGAUUUCCUCACAUUUCCAAACACAGCUUGAUUUCUCUACAUACGCCUUGCUUCCUUGUCCUCGUGCUGUUUCAGUGUGUGUGGAAGGCUCAUUUAAACCAAUUAAAUUACAUUACCUCAAAAAUCUUUCCCUAGGGGUUGGGGAUUUAGCUCAGUGGUAGAGCCCUUGCCUAGGAAGCGCAAGGCCCUGGGUUCUGUCCCCAGCUCCGAAAAAGAGAACCAAAAAAAAAAAAAAAAAAAAAAAAAAAUCUUUCCCUAGAGUCAACUUCCUGCUUCCUCAAAUUUUUUAGCUUGGAGGAAGUACAGAGUAUGUAACAAUUUUUCCCACUCCUACCCCCUAAACCUGAGAGGCGGGAAGCCUUUUCACAUUCAUAUGUAACCAAUGUGGAAUCUGACCACCUGCUAGCUGUAUAAACUUGGAAAAGUUCCUCAGCCUUCCUAUGCCUUGGUUUCUUCCUCUGUAAAAUGGGUAUAACAGAAUCUCUACUACAAUACUGUAAGUAUGAAAGAAAUUCAUCUAAUAAAAAUCUAUGUGGGUAUAGGUGUGUUAAACAUUAGGUGACAAAUACAUGCUCAGUAAUAUAGUAUAAAGACCCUUGGAAGCACAGGCACCUUAGCCUUCAUAGAUCUUAAUGAUAAGAUUUACUUUAUAGCUGGCCAAAAUCAUUAAGAAUGAAUAAAAAAAAAACUACCUGAGGAGAAAAGCAAUUUUAAAAUGUUCUAAAUAGAAAAUAAAUAAUAUUACUAAUAAUUAGCAUUUCAAAAUCCAGUUCAACAGCCAUUUAGCACCUUUAUGCAAAGCUAUGUGCCUAUGAUCAUCCAAUGUAGAAGAAUAAACAAACACCAGAUCCACUUUUUCUCCACCUUCUCUUACCUUUGGUAGACACCACCCUGGGUUAUUUCGGGCCAACAUGUCCAGCAAUGGCUAGGGUAGCUCUCUGAACUCUUGGGACCAUGUGGACUAACCCCUCUGCCCUCGCUGUUUCCAGGAGAGGCAUGCUGCCGAGGUGCGCAGGAACAAGGAACUGCAGGUUGAACUGUCUGGCUGAAGCAAUGGCGGGUAUGGCACGCCCCUCCCAUAGUAAAUCCCCCUGCCUAUAUUAUAAUGGAUCAUGCGAUAUCAGUAUGGGAAAAUGUAUGACAUGGUUUAAAAAGAACUCAUUAUGAAAAAAAAACAGAAUCAAAAAUAAAAUAAAUCAAUGCGGUCUCUUUGCAGAAUGUUUUGCUUGAUGUUUAAAAAAGUACCUUGGAUCUUAUUUUGUAAAUAUUUACAUUUUUGUUAAAAAAUACAAGUAUUGCAUUAUGCAAGUUAUUUCAUAAUCUUACAUGUCCUGUAACAGGCAUUCGAUGUUGUGUCUUCCCACUCAAAUGAAUUUGCUAGCUCUAUUCUUUUGGAAGCUCCCCCAUGUUGAACUCAGUCCCUGCCCUUUUCAUUCCACCCAAAAAUGAGGUCAGUAGACAGUCUAUGGUGCUAGAAACCCACCAUUGCCUAGUGACCUAGAUGACUCCAUACUCUCCGAGCUUGGCCAAGACCACACCUAGAUCGUGGGGACCGUGUGCCCAUGUGAACCUCCACAUUUCUCUGCUCAUAAUCUGCUUCCUGCCUAGAAACCACAAAGCCAGGCUAAGGAAAUCCACCAGUCCUAGCACUGACCUCUGCUUCUCGUGGAGUGUGUGCUUCACUCGUGUUUGGGUUUUAGAAAGAGAUGAAUGGGAAGACAGAGCUGUGCUCAAUGAGGGUAGAAGGGCGAGGCUGAACCUUCUAAUGGGCCGAACACAAACACAAAGCUAGAGGGUUCGAGCGGCCAUGACGUUGUUCUUCAUGAAGUGGGCUUUCUUCUCUUGUUUCGGUUAUUUUGAUGGAAUGACUUAAUCAACAUGUCGAUGGCUUAUCUGUGGGUGCCAUGGGUGACGAUGUUCGUUUUAAGCUUUUGCCUGUAGUACAAGCACAUGAUGCUACUAAAUAUUUUUCCACUUGGAGACUGUGAGCUGGUUGUUGCAUUAAACACACAAACGAAAUCACAAACACUGUGGACUUUUACUCAAGCUGGUCUUUCAUUCCCAGUGUAGGGCAAUCCUGCCUAUAAACAAGACCAAAUCACUCCAUCUGUGACGCUGCCGCAGUUAAGGGGGCUAGGCAGGGCAUUUGUGCCACUGUAAGAAUCAGCAGAGACCCAGCAUACGUACCUUUUGCAGUUUUGAAGUUGUCUUUCCCCAACUCCCAACUCCUGAAGGUUGCUGCCUGCAUACUUACUUCUCGUCAGUGCUAUCUUCUUGUAUGUCAUUGUGAGCAAACUGUGAUGAAUAAAGAAUUGGAGUUCUGUGAACUAA
This is a messenger RNA of Rattus norvegicus (Norway rat), 6635 nucleotides long. Lineage: Eukaryota; Metazoa; Chordata; Mammalia; Rodentia; Muridae. The record is from RefSeq and is a predicted model, not a curated record.